This is a messenger RNA of Plasmodium vivax (malaria parasite P. vivax), 1215 nucleotides long. RefSeq lists its product as hypothetical. The transcript has 3 exons. The record is from RefSeq and is a predicted model, not a curated record. The coding region runs from base 1 to 1215 and encodes 404 amino acids. Lineage: Eukaryota; Apicomplexa; Aconoidasida; Haemosporida; Plasmodiidae.
AUGAAUAACAUGAAAGCUUUCGUCGAAAAGUUCCGAAAGUCAAGUGAUAACCUAAAACAGGAUGACGAGCUGUACCUAGAAAGAAAGCAGCUGAACUCCCUGCAUAACUACUUCUCCCACUCGCUGCUCUACCUGGAGAGACUAGAGAGUGUUAUAAAGAACAUCAACAUCAUGAUAAGCGAUUUGAAUAGAAGCCUAAUGUCCUUCUUUGAAAAUGACGUGAAUCUAGAAACGAUUAAACAUGUGUCAUACAUACUUAACACAUUUAAUGAUGUGAGGGAGCAGAUAACUAGCCAUAUAGCCAACUCGAAAGUGGCCGCGAAUAAUACCCUUGAAAAUAUAAAGACGCUACAGAAUUUGUGCACGAGGAAGAAAAAUCUGGGAGCAUCUAUAGAACACUAUGAAAAGAAAAUUAGGAAGUUACAACUCGUUACCACCUCGAAUCAGAAGCAUUUGGACAAGGUGAUUAGGAAUGAGGCCAAGUUGAAUAUGGUGAAAAAUGAUUACCUAAAAUAUCAUGACGCUAUUAAGAAAGGGUUCGAGGUCAUUUUGGAAAAUAAAACCAACAAGGUUUUAUUUGACGCUCGCAAGGACUUGGAGAUUUUGCUGUGCUACUUCUCCCUCAUGAAUUCGGUUUCCCUCAAGCUGAAGGACCCCCUGAAGGAGCUGAAAUUCAAAUGCCCGGACGCGAAGAAGCCCAAGAUGCCAAUCGAUUACAACUUCUUCCUGGAGGAGGAAGACGACAUGAACUUCUUCAAAGAAAAGAAAAAAGGGUACAGCCACACCACCAGCAUGCAGAGUGCACACAUGCAGAAUGCACAUAGUAUGCAGAACGUACACAGCAUGCAAAGUGCACAGAGCAUGCAAAGCGCACACAGCAUGCAAAGUGCACAGAGCAUGCUGAGCAUGCGUAGCAUGCAGAACACGCAGAAUAUGCAAAUGAGCAGUGGGAAGAGUAGAGACUAUAACUACAGUAGCAGCAGCAGCGUCAACAUCAACCCCUUCGCUCGAACCCCCCUGCCGAGUUUAGAGAACAAAAUGUGCAAGAAGCCAGUAAGCCACGCUGCGCUAGCCGAACCCGAUGUUAAAAAAGAAUCAACUUUUUUCAACAUCAAAAGUCUUCUAGGCGUUGUUGACAAGUCGGCGUCAUCCUCUGCGCCCCCGAAGGCAAAGAGCUUUUCCUCCCCGAACAUCGCCCCGGCCUUUCCGCAGUAG